CCGGCCUCGCCGCCUCCUCGCCGCCCGGACGCGCUCUGAGCUAGGGGCUAGGACGGCCCCGAGACGGACCCCUGGCCAGGUCCCGGGGAGGACGCGAGGACGAACGCCCAACGGAUCCCGGAACAGACGUUGGGACAGACUUCAGGAUAGACCCCGGAUCAGACCGCCCGAGGACUCGGGGACAGACCCCGGGCCGCGAGCGAGAGCGCCCAUGGCCGCGGCCGCGAUGGCCGAGCGGGGCCGCGUGCUGCCCUCCGCCGCGCCCGCGCCGGGCCUGGGCACCGAGGGGCUGCCGCGCGCCUUUCUGCAGAGCCUGCGCACCCUCUUCGACAUCCUGGACGACCGGCGGCGCGGCUACGUGCACCUGUGCGAGAUCGAGUCGCGGUGGCAGGGGGCCGACGCGCGCGAGCUGCCCCACGGUGUGCUUGAGGGCCUGCGGCAGGCGGCCCCGGCCAGCGGCUACCUGACCUUCGAGCGCUUCGUGGCGGGUCUGCGCUUCUCGCUGCUGAGCGCCGAGAGCGGCCCGCGGGGCCCGGCGCGCGCCCCGGCCCAGGCGGGCGGCCCAGGAGCGAGGCCCGCAGAAAAACUGCUGCCGCAGCAACGCCUGCUCUUCGCCCCGGCAGACGAACCGCGCACGGUGCUCGAUAAGAAGGCCCUGCUCCCGGGGGCGCGCCCGCCUCCGUCCGGCCCCUGCUGCGCGGCCCGGAGCCUGGAGAGACUGUGCGGCCCGCGCGAGGCGGCCCCGGGGCCCGCGGAGCCUGAGCGGAGCCCGAGCGUGGACUCUGGUGCAGGGGCCUGCAGGGCCAUGGAGGUGGACACGGGGGACACCCGGCGGGCCUCACGUGUCCGAGGGGAACAUCGGAGACACACCAUCACCAAUGGCGUGGACUGCGACCUACUGAAGCAGCUGAGGGAGCUGGAGCAGGAGAAGGAGGUGCUGCUGCAGGGCCUGGAGAUGAUGGCACGGGGCCGGGACUGGUACCAACAGCAGCUGCAGCGCGUCCAGGAGCGCCAACGCCGCCUGGGCCAGAGCAGAGCUGGCACCGUGAGUGAUGCCUCUGCAGCGGGCGACCAAGACCUCACCACACAUGUGUAUGCACACGUAUAUACACACAGGAACCACCCCCAGCCCAGGCACCCCUGGGAGUCAUGGCUGCUCCCAUUCCAGGGCACAGUGGCUGAACCUCCCACCCCAGGGUGCUGGGACCCCCCUACCAGCAUUAUGACUCCCUCCCCAGCCCCACCCCAUAUAAGGAGGCCUGGGGCUGACCUCCUCAGCACCAGCACCACUGGACUCCCUCUAGGCUCUGAGCAGCAACUAUGGGGGACAGGAGUGCCACCUGUGGGACCCCUAGCUGGCCCUGGUCUGUGGCCACUAGCCCCACUUUCCUUCCAGGACUUGGGGGCUGAGGGAAGCCCCCACUCUCUGGGGCAGCUGCUGCCCAAGGUACAGGAGGUGGCCCGGUGCCUCGGGGAGCUGCUGGCUGCAGCCUGUGCUGGGAAAGGGAGUGCCCCCCCAGAACACCCCAACAGGGCUUUUCCCUGGUCGUCCUCAGGGCCCCCGGGCCCCUCCGCCCUGGCCCCUGCCUCGACCUCAGCCCCAGCCUGGCUUCAGCAGACCAUCCUAAUGUUGAAGGAGCAGAACCGGCUCCUCACUAAGGUGAGGCAUGGGGAGGGGGCGGAGUGGGGCCAGGGUCUGGCUGGCCCUGACCCCCACCACUGCCCACCAGGAGGUGACGGACAAGAGCGAGCGUAUCACGCAACUGGAGCAGGAGAAAUCGGCUCUCAUCAAGCAGCUGUUCGAGGCUCGAGCCCACAGCCAGCAGGAGGCCGGACCCCUAGACUCCACCUUCAUCUAAGGGGCUGCCAGAACGGAGACCGGCCUCUGGCCUGGCACCUGCCCCAAACAGGCACCCCCUUGGGCCCCAUCUCCGGCCCAGGACCGCCGGUGACAUGGACAUAGGCCUGGAGCGGGUGCUCUCUCCUCUCCCUCCCAACCCGGGAUCCCUCGUCCCCUCAGUCCCAGGGAGGCCAGUAGACAGGAGGCCCCCAGACAUGGACGGGGUCCUGGCUUCUGGGUCUGACCUGGGGCGGGGGGGUGUAGCCACAACCUGAAGCUGCUACUGCCACGUCAGAGGAGAGGGGGGACCCUCCUCUGCUACCGCGUCUCAGGCAGCCCCUGGGCAGGAAGGGGUCCGUGGCAGCCCCACUCCCGUGUUUACAAAAGCGCUGUCCCCUCCUCUGAGCCUGGGAUCUGAACCCAGGUCUCCAGUAAAGGUACCCGGCACACUAGGCUGCACUUCCGUCAGCAGCCAGCAGAGGGCGCCCGUCGAGCGCCGAGCAAAGGCCCUUUCUGGAGUCCCCAGGGGUCUCUCAGAUGGGGGUCUGGGGGGUGGGCUGGGAGACCUGAGGGCCCAGUGUGUUAUUGCGUUUGGCUCGGGCCCGAGGGGACCCAGACAAGGUGACAGGUGGGAGCAGAUGGGGAGCCUCGAUAGGAAGGCUCAGCCAGCGCCAGCUUCACUGGGACAGUGGGGUGAUCUGCCAGGAGGGUGGUCCCAGUGCAUGCCCGGGCUGAGGCUGAAGGGGGAUCCACCUGCACAGGAACAGAUUGGGUAGGUUCCAGGAGUAGGGCAGAGAGCUGGGCCUUGCCCCCUCUCCACAGGCACCAGCUUUGAACAAACUAAGGGCUGGAGCUCCAGACAGCCCUGCAGAGCAGCCUGUGACCCAGUUCAGCGCCUUGGACCAGCAGCCUGGUGGGCUGUGCAGGUGUCCCAGCAUGGGCUUCAAGACACAGCUGCUCUCCUCGCCUGGAGAUGACUGUCCCUGGAAAGGUGUCUGCCUGGGCCUCCCGGGUGUGCCCUGAGGCACUUUGUGGGCCAGGCACCUUCAGCUAGGUCCACCCAUGGGAUGCAAGGUCUGGGGGCCUGCACAGCACCCUCCACCCUCACCACACCCAGUGUUGGCCCAGGUUUGGGCCGUAAGGCGAUACUUCCCCCUGAGUGACAGAAAAGGGGAACUACUUGGCACCGGAAGAGGCUGUGGCAGUGUCCCAGCCUGAGUGCUUCCCUGCCCCCUGCACCAGGCCUGCUUCAGUGGACAUGGGCAGAGGAUAGCCUGCCAUGCAUCUGGACCCCAGAAGGGACAUGAGGACCCUCAGCUGAGGUCAUAGCAAUGCCACAGUGGGUUUCAUGCCUGAAGGCCCAGAUGUGGAGUGUGGGCAUGCUUGUUGCAUGGAGACCAAGAGCAUCAGAGGGUGCCCCCCAUCUAGCAGGAGGGGUCCUGGGUGCUCCUUCCCGAGCUCCAGCUCUGUGUGAACUUUCCUAUGGGUGCUCUUAGCCUGCAGGGUGGUUCCACUAAGCACAAGAUCCCUCCAGGAGGAUGGGGUAGGUUCUCCAGGGGGUCUCUGUCACCCCAGACUUCCCGACCAAGCUCAUGGUGCAGGUUAGGAUGGGCAUCCCAUGGCCAAGCCACAGGACCAGAGGCAGAAAGGGAGGGGGUCCUGAAGGACACGGUACCCCCAUGGCCCCCAAUACCCAGCAGGCUUGCCGUGCAGUCAUUAGUCUGGCCCCAGCCAGGGAGAAGCCCCCCAGCCCUGAAAAUUCUGCCCUUCCUCCCAUCCACGGCCAUCCCCCAAUGGGCCCAAGUCCUAAUCACUCCCCCACAAGGGGCCUCCUCUAACAAUUCUCUGCCUAUGGCUGGUGACUUCUGAAACUGAAAAUUGAGGGCACCUCCCCUGCCUCUAACCCUUCCAUGGCCCCUGUCCCUCAGGGCAGACUCUGGCCCCAGCAGGAUCCUCCUCCACAGUCCGUCCAGUGGCUACAUGGGAGCAGCUGGCCUCCCUCCCUGUGGACUCUGCACAUGCUGUUCCAUUGGCCUGGAGCCCGCUGCCUUGCUGUACCAGGCUAGCCCCUUCCCAGCCCCCCACUUCAGACACAGGCACAGAGCAAAGGAAGCCACAGAGGCCAAGGCAGGGAGGCCUCCUCGGCCCAGCCUGGCCGUCGUGCACUCCCCUGGGGCUCAGGAGGUGGGGCACAGACACCGGUACCUCCCCGGAGCCCGAAAUGAGCUCUCCCUGUAGAAGUGGCUCAGGGACACAUGCCUCUUAUAUUUCCUUGGGUUCCCAAACAAAUUUGUCUUUAUUGUGGCAAGAUACACGUAACAUGAAAUUUGUCCUUUUAACCCUUUUUAAGUGUGCAAUUCAGUGGCGCUAACUGCAUUCACAGCACCAUCAUCACUGCUGUCUAUCUCCAGAGAUUUUUCAGCACCCCAGACAGAAACCUUGUACCCGUUACACACCGACUCCCCAUUCUCCCCAGCCUCAGCCCCAGCUUUCUGCCUGUAUGAAUUGAAUUCAAUGUGUUAUUCUUGACCUUGGUGUUCCAUGGAGUGUGGAAAAAUGCCUCCUCCAAGUUGGCAGCCUGACAUCAGGCUGGCUGUGUGGCCCCAGAGACCUCGGGCAGAUUUGAAAGAGGCUCCAGUCUGACGGGGCCCGGGCAACCCCAGGACAGGUGCACGGCUCUCCGAGGCCGGGCUUCUCAGCCUUGGCACAAGCUACAUUCCGGGCUAAGCCAUUCUUUGUUGUGGGGGCUGUUCUAUGUGUGACGGUAGGGCGUUUAGCAGCAUCCCUGGUGUCUUAGUUAUCUAGUGCUGCCGUAACAGAAAUAUCACAGGUGGAUGGCUUAAACAGAAGUUUAUUCUCUCACGGUCUAGUAGAAGUUGAAAUCCAGGGCGUCGGCUCCGGGGGAAGUCUUUCUCUGUCAGCUAUGGAGGAAGGUCCUUGUCGUCAGUCUUCCCCUGGACCAGGAGCUUCUCAGCACAGGGGCCCGUGUCCAAAAGACGUGCUCUUCUCCUGGCACUAGUUUAUUUAUUUUAAAAUUGUGCUUUAGGUGAAAGUUUACAGCUCAAGUUAAUUUCUCACACAAGAAUUUAUACACAUAUUGUUUUGUGACAUUAGUUGCAAUCCCCACAAUGUGACAGCACACUCCCCCUUCUACCCCAGGUUCCCUGUGUCCAUUCUACCAGUUCCUGUCCCUCCCUGCCUUCUCAUCCUGCUUUUGGACAGGAGCUGCCCAUUUGGUCUCAUAUAUCUGUUUGAACUAAAGUACAUUCCUCAAGUGUA
Messenger RNA from Loxodonta africana (African savanna elephant), 5119 nucleotides. It is a transcript of the gene SAPCD2, whose product is annotated as suppressor APC domain containing 2. Lineage: Eukaryota; Metazoa; Chordata; Mammalia; Proboscidea; Elephantidae. The record is from RefSeq and is a predicted model, not a curated record. The coding region runs from base 212 to 1963 and encodes 583 amino acids. The transcript is spliced from 4 exons.